AUGGCAGAAUUGGAAAAUCAGGUGAAAGAUAUGAAGAGAACGCUUUUCAAAAAAGAUGAAGAAAUAAAUGAGCUAAGACAAUUAAAUGAUAGUUUUUUUAACAAACUCGAUGAACUUGAUAAAAUCUUAUCCAAAACUAUAUGGAUGCCUGAAUAA
Molecule: messenger RNA, 156 nt
Organism: Scutellospora calospora
Lineage: Eukaryota; Fungi; Glomeromycota; Glomeromycetes; Diversisporales; Gigasporaceae
Source: the annotation of a GenBank genome assembly